Molecule: messenger RNA, 3408 nt
Organism: Pocillopora meandrina
Lineage: Eukaryota; Metazoa; Cnidaria; Anthozoa; Scleractinia; Pocilloporidae
Source: the annotation of a GenBank genome assembly
ACUCGUUUCCUCAAUUUGCGAGUUAACUGAUGUAAUCUGUGUCGCAAGUUGUGCUGUCCGAACUAAAUAACAGAAGAAAAAUUGCUGCCUCUUGUGAGAGCUGCAUGCGGCUGUUUUUUUGCUGGAAAAAACCGUCAUUAAUGAGCCCCAUGAAAAGCAGUUGGUGGUUAACAGUGUGGAUUUGCUGUUUGCAUGGUAGGAAAUGAGUAACCGUAAAUAUUGUUGGCAAGUAACAUUACCACUCUGUAAACAAAGCGAUUUAAUAGCCCCCUAUUUUCGAAAGAGUUGCAAACAAAUAUUUAUUACCGAGCGAUAAACAUUUUUUGAUCCUUUUUGGUAAUUCGUUAAUCUAUGUUUGAAUAUCGUCUUGUCUCUUUACGGUUGACAAACUUCUACUUGGUUGAAAGAGUUGUCAACUGCAGGUGGGCAACAGGAAUGGUCCCGUCGAGCUUGAAAAGGCAAACAAGUAUACCGGAUAAUAAGUCAGUGACACUGAAUCACCUAUAGAAAUUAAUUUAAUAUGGGAGAUUCGCUGGCUUAAAGGUUUUCUAUCUUGAUUCUGGAUUGGAUCGAAUGAUCUGAAUGAGGAGAAGUCAUACUCGGUGAACUUCCGGUUAAAACUUAAAUCGCCCGAUUGAAUCAAAAAUUUUGUGAAAAAACCUAGCGAAAUGCUCAGUAUGAACUUGGCCGCGAAAGGCUAGCAUCCUAUGUAAUGGGCUGUGGGGUGUGAUGGGGUUGACAUAUCUACGGUCUGUUUAAACUCUGCAGAAACAGGGAUGCCCUCUUAACCCUUUCACUCGCAAGAUCUAAUUAGUAAUUCUCCUUAUUAUCUGCCAUACAAUUCUUAUGAUGUUAGUUUAGAGAAUUUGGUAGUGGAUCAACCAAUGAUCCCAUAAUUGAUAUUCUUCUCCAUUCUCAUCACCUACCUGCUUGAUAUUGUAUGGAUAUUGUAAGGAGAAAUUCUGUCUUGGUCACUUGAGGGAGUGAAAGGGCCGCUGAAAGCUUUUAUCAAAAAGACUUCAUUUAUUAUCCUAUAGGAAGGGCAAGGGGAACUUCAGUCUCUUGCUACAUCUUUAGGUGGUCUCGAAUACAACUUUUCAUGGUUAAUGUUAUUGUUGUUUUUUUGAUCCUCUCCCAGUUGUCCAUGGAGCUCCAAAUCCUGACUCGCUGAAGACCGCAGAGCCACCAAGCGCUAUGAAAGUGGUAAGGAGAUGUUUAAUCUUCUCUAAAAAGUCUUCCGUUUGCAAAAAAGAAAUUUUAGGUAACAAUUUUUCACUAAUUUCCAGAGAGAUCAUUUUUGCAUUGCUUUUCGAUGAAUUCUUCCAGACUCGCCAUCCAUGAUUUCUUCCAGACUACAUGUAUUCGUUGUUUUUAAAAGAGGCCUUGCAACACUAAAGAAUCAUUUGGUGCAACUUCCUCCAGCAUGAGUUUCUUUUUACCCCAAGGUUUUCAACCGACCGUUAACGAAGGAUAGGCGCAUUGCUGCGAAGCUUACACAAGUGUUUAAUUAAAUGUUGACGUGGUGUAACGUGUAAGAAAGGCAAACUAAACACCUCAAAGAUCGCUUGCACAUACAGUAUUUGGAUCAAUAUCAGUAUCUGAGCAACUGCCCACCUACCCCUCCCCGAACCCAACAUUAACCCUUACUUGUUAUCAAUUGACUCUUGUUGAGUUAAGGGAGGGGUAGGUGGGCAAGUGGGCUGAUAUUGAUCCCAGUAUUUUUGAUAACUUUGACAUUUUAACCCUUUACAUCCUAACAUCAGUAUGCAUAUUCUCCAUGAUGUUCUCUAUGCAUUUCCUAAGGCACUGACAAGGAGAAUUUGUUUAACGAUCAAGAACGUCCUUAGUUUGUAUCGUUUUCAUUAUUCUCGUGACCUUAAUGUGCGAUUCAGGGAUGAUACAGCAAGGAGAAUUUAGAUGCUUAUCUUAGGGUGUAAAGGGUUCGUUUACGGUAAUUUCAUCUCUCUUCCUAUACAGGAAAACACAAUUGUAUGCGAAGGACAAAAAGCAUACGUUCAAUGCCCAAGCCCUUUCGAUGAAUUAGCAAUUGUGGGGACAAUGUACGGUCGCAAGAACUCAAAAAUCUGUGUGCAUCCAAGUAUCCCUUCCAGUGUGCCAUGCCAGGAACAAGAAACGCAGGUUAAGGCUCAGAUUGUCGGUCUCUGCGAAGGGGAACAUGCUUGUGAAGUGGCAGCUAAUAACGAUUUCCUGGCUAAGGCUGGAACUACAAUCUGCCCUGAUGUGUACAAAUACUUGGAAAUAAAAUACAGGUGAUCUUUUUUUUCCUGCCUGUUUUCUUUUUUCCUAAAUGCACAGUAGGAUCUGAUCCUACAGUUUUUAAGUUUAGCUGUACUUUUUCUUCUGACAUCUAUAUUAAGAAAUCUAAAACAGUUAUGUGUCUUCAAAGAAUUAUGGUUAGAAGUGAGAUCUUCAGCUUUUUCAUGGAAGGAGGGUGUCUAUAGACUUAAAAUAGAUUCUUCGUGAUUCGUCUGAAAGAAUAGAAAUGUGGCGCACACUUCUAGCGGAAGGUUUUGGAAUAAUCUCGCCAACCAAAUAAUGGAUACACGGAGGCCUACAGCGUACCAUAUCAUGACAAAUGUAAAAUGUUUUCUUUUAUAGGUGCACACCACGAACAUAUUAUCCAAAUGUAGACAGCGCCUCAGAAAACAGCCAAUCAGUCAACGAGGUGAUAAGUGGUGGUAUGGGAGGCGUAACUUCGUCUACCUCUGUUUCCACGGUAACGUCUUCUUCUUCGUCGUCGUCGUCGUCUUCUUCAUCUUCAGUACCAGAAAUUACUGUUCAAGAGCACGAAGACAGUCAACCAGUCACUACUGCCACGUCACAAGCGUCGGUUACUCCAAUUGAUACACAUAAUACCCCAGAAGUCGGAAGUGACAUCACUGAAGAAUUUACUCAACCCCAGGCCACAACUGACGUCAUCACUGAGACGUUCCCGGCCAACACCGCGUCGUCACAAACAGCGGAAGUCAAUGAGACGUACAAAAAAUCAGAGACUCCUAUGCGACCAGAGGAAUCUGGAGAAGGGCCCAGUGAUGAGCAAAGUGCUUCAGGAGAAUGGAAUGAGCUUGAAGAACAACGCGAUGUUAUUUAUGAUGCUGAGAUAAGAUGAAAGGGAGCCUCCCUCCAAACUGGUUGCUACUAAUACGUAAGACUGUUGGCGUAGCUGGGGCUGGUGAAAAAUCACUUUGCAAAGAGACUAAAUAUCUUCGAGGACAAUAUUCUUGCUAUGUUCUUUGCCACUGUUUACGUUCAAACAUAUGUGCUAUGGAUCAACGAUCACGUUUAGGAAUUGAAAAGGAAACAAACAGCUUUCCACAGCCAAUUGUUGCUAGCUUAUACUGUCAGUUAAUUAUUCGCCAAUAGUUCGAAUUCAUUCACUCCCUUCGA